Molecule: messenger RNA, 2359 nt
Organism: Fundulus heteroclitus (mummichog)
Lineage: Eukaryota; Metazoa; Chordata; Actinopteri; Cyprinodontiformes; Fundulidae
Gene: mdm2
Product: MDM2 proto-oncogene
Exons: 12
Coding region: 188-1711 (507 amino acids)
Biological process (GO): negative regulation of apoptotic process; regulation of cell cycle
Cellular component (GO): nucleus
Molecular function (GO): identical protein binding; ubiquitin protein ligase activity
Source: RefSeq, a predicted model, not a curated record
GGCGCCAUCACCUUGUCAGAAGCGUCGGAGUACAAACAGAAGGAAGCGAAGCUUGCUCCUAAUCUUUAGAAAGAUUUUAGACAAAACUUGUCUUUAGCGACCAUUUAAGACGUCUAUUUAACCAUCUGCAACAGCAUGGGCCUCUGAGACCUGCUCUUCUCUACGAACUGCAACCAGCGGCUUCACCAUGUCGGCUGACGGGGCGUUCGCCACAGACCCAACCAAUGAAAACAAACUGGUAAGACCGAAGGUAGAGUUCUGUUCUUUGCUGCAACACGCCGGCGCCACCAAAGAUGUCUUCACCAUGAAGGAGGUGAUGUUCUACCUGGGCCAGUACAUCAUGAAGAAGCAACUGUACGACCAGAAGCAGCAGCACAUCGUCCACUGCGCUCAGGACGCUCUGGGCCGGGUGCUGGGAGUCGACAGCUUCUCCGUGAAAGAACCGCGGGUUUUGUUCUCAAUGAUCUCCAAGAACCUGGUGACCGUGACGAGUCAAGCGUCAACAGACUGGAGCGAAGCUCUGGACAGCCAGACGGACGGCGGGACGGAGGGAGGAGCGACAGAGAGCCGCUCCUCAUCCACAGACCAGAGGAGACGGCGGGGCAGGAGGAGGAGGAGGAGCUGCAGGAGCAGCAGCAGCGAGCCAGGACCCUCCCACAGCCCGGAGGGAGAGGACAGCGAGGAGGACUCGGCGGAGGAGUCGGACGACAGCAGGAAGAGGAGGCGGUCCGACAGCUACUCGCUCACCUUUGAUGACAGCCUGUCCUGGUGCGUGAUUGGUGGAUUGGGGAGUGGGCGGGACCAGCUCAGCAGCCAGUCGUCGGACUCUCACAGCACGUCCGGGAGGUCAGAGGUCACGAUCGCAGCCACGGACUCAGACAGCGACAACUUCAGCGUGGAGUUUGAGGUGGAGUCCAUCGAUUCUGACGAUUAUAACGAGGACGACGCGUCUCUGUCUGGAGAUGAUCAGGUGUACGAGGUGACCAUCUUCGAGGCGCAGGAGGACGACUCGUUCGACGAGGACACGGAGAUCUCGGAGGCCGUGAGUAGAACCCCAGAACGGCGUCUGGGAGACGCGCAGACGGCGUUCCUCAUGCCGCCGUGUGGGAUCUCCCCGCAGGAUUACUGGCGCUGCUCCAAGUGUGACGAGCUCAACCCGCCUCUGCCCAGAAACUGUCUGCGCUGCUGGAUGCUGCGCCAGGAUUGGCUGCCCAUCGACCCUAAAGCCCUGCCCACAAAGCCCACCGGCCAAUCAGCUGCCAAGGAAGCUCCAGGUUCGGACGUGGAAGGAGUCGACGUUCCCGAUGGAAAACGAGCAAAAACUCCAGUCAGCUCCCAGGGUCUGUCGGACUGCUCAGCCACAAACUCCCAGGAACUCCUCUGCUCCUCCCAGCCUUCCUCCUCCCAGGAGUUCUGGACCCCCGAGUCCCAGCCCUCCUCCUCCUCCUCCCUGGGCGACUCCCAGGAGCUCCUCCCGUCGUCUCUCCCCCAGCUGGAGCGCAGCGUGUCGGCCGAGUCCCGGCUGCCGGACUCGUGCCUGGACCCCUGCCUCAUCUGUCAGUCGCGGCCGAAGAACGGCUGCAUCGUCCACGGACGGACCGGACACCUGAUGUGCUGCUACGUCUGCGCCAGGAAGCUGAAGAAGAGGAACAAGCGGUGUCCCGUGUGCCGGCUGCCCAUCCAGUCGGUGGUCCUCACCUACCUCUGCUGAGCCCCCCCCCCCGUUGGCCCCGCCUACCUCACCUCCACCUGCCUGGAGCAGAACGUGUUCUCCUGGGUUCCAGCGCCGACCCGCAGCCACCCUGUACCACUGAAUGUUUGAUUAUUUUUGAAAAGAUUCGUGUGAAAACGUCGACGUGUACCAAAGUCAGACAAUAAACUGAAACCCUGAAGUUCAGGCUGGAAAGAUUAUUUCCUAACUUUUCAGUUUUUUUUUUUUUUUUUUAAAUCUUCAGCCUUAACGUUCUGAUGGGAGAUCUCGUCAGCUGUGGUUCUGCUCUGGUUUUACAGAUGAGGUUUAUGUAAAAGGGAAAUAAUUUAUUUUAAUAUUUUUUUUUUUGUUCACUCCAUUUUGGUUUAUUCUUAGAGAAAUGGAGGUCGUUAAUCGGCUUGUUCAUAAAAGACUCCUGGAAAUAAAGGAAAUUUCCAGAAUUAAUAAAUAAUUUAUGUCCGUUUUGUUGUGAGUCAAAAUUUAUUUGUAACAUUUGUGGUUUGCUGUUUUAUUUCCAGGAAACUACAGAGUACAUCUCUAUUUAAGACCCUUUUCUAAGAGCAUUUUAAUUAAUAAGUUGGGUUUCAUUUAAAUUUCUAAUGUUUUUCCUCUUUGUACUGAAUAAACCUUUAAUUCUUGUUUGCUUGA